Fulmarus glacialis (Northern fulmar) is the source of this 1773-nucleotide messenger RNA. RefSeq names its product solute carrier family 13 (sodium-dependent dicarboxylate transporter), member 2 (gene SLC13A2). The transcript has 12 exons. Lineage: Eukaryota; Metazoa; Chordata; Aves; Procellariiformes; Procellariidae. The record is from RefSeq and is a predicted model, not a curated record. Gene Ontology annotation, molecular function: transmembrane transporter activity. Gene Ontology annotation, biological process: monoatomic anion transmembrane transport. Bases 1 to 1773 code for a protein of 590 amino acids. Gene Ontology annotation, cellular component: membrane.
AUGGCUGGCUUCCUGCAGAUGACCCUAGCCUUCAGGAAAUACCUGAUCAUAGUGUUUAUACCCCUUUUGUUUCUUCCUCUGCCUCUGGCUGUUCCUACCAAGGAGGCCCAAUGUGGUUACGUUAUCAUAGUGAUGGCACUGUUUUGGUGCACGGAAGCCUUGCCGUUGGCUGUCACAGCCCUCUUGCCUGUCCUGCUGUUCCCACUAAUGAAUAUCAUGGAUUCAACAACAGUCUGCAGGGAAUAUCUGAAGGACACCAAUAUGCUUUUUAUUGGCGGACUGCUGAUGGCCAUUGCUAUUGAGAAUUGGCACCUACACAAGCGCGUUGCUCUGCGGGUCUUGCUUAUCACUGGUGUCAGACCAGCCCUACUUCUCAUGGGUUUCAUGAUUGUGACCGCCUUCCUGUCAAUGUGGAUCAGCAACACUGCCACCACUGCCAUGAUGGUUCCAAUAGCACAAGCAGUGUUGGAACAGUUGCACAAGUCCGAAAUGGAGUGUAGCACAGUUGGCCAAGCAUCUGAAAACAUCAAUAAAGCCUUCGAACUGCAGGAAGAGUCAACUAAACCAGGUAGCUCCAAAGAAACAGCGGAAAAAGGUAAUAGUCAUGUCCUGACAGUCGAGGAAGACAGAAAGAGAAAUGAAAAUCUGCUAGAGGAGAAACACAAGAAAUUCUGCAAGGGAAUGUCUCUCUGUAUUUGUUACUCAGCCAGUAUUGGAGGGAUUGCAACUCUGACUGGGACAACACCAAAUCUGGUACUGCAAGGACAAGUUGAUGAGCUCUUUCCUGACAAUGGCAAUAUCAUCAACUUUGCCUCUUGGUUCUCCUUUGCCUUUCCCACCAUGAUUGUGUUACUGGUUUUGACGUGGAUUUGGCUUCAGAUACUGUACUUGGGCUUUAAUUUUCAGAAGAAUUUUGGUUGUGCUGCAAAUGCCUCUGCAAAGGCUAAGGAGCAACAGGCCUAUGACAUUAUCAAGGAAGAGAGCAAGAAAUUGGGCUCAAUGAAAUUUGCAGAAAUCGCAGUUUUGAUCCUCUUUAUACUACUGGUACUGCUGUGGUUUACAAGAGACCCUGGUUUCAUACCAGGUUGGGCAACAGUUCUUUUCAACAAAAGUGAUACAAGCUAUGUCACUGAUGCCACAGUUGCUAUCUUCAUUUCAGUUUUGUUGUUCAUCAUCCCUUCUGACAUUUCUAGCAACAACAGAGACAAACAACAAACAGGUAACAAGGCAAAGAUCCAAGCACCUCCAGCUCUCUUGGACUGGAAAGUAGUUCACCAGAAAAUGCCAUGGAACAUCGUGUUGCUGCUGGGAGGUGGCUUUGCCUUAGCCAAAGGCAGUGAGGAAUCUGGUCUGUCUUCAUGGUUAGGUACCAAACUGACUCCUCUGCAGCAAAUCCCUCAUCCAGCUAUUGCUUUCCUGUUGUGUCUCCUUAUUGCCACUUUCACCGAGUGCACCAGCAAUGUGGCCACCACUACCCUCUUUCUCCCUAUUCUGGCUUCAAUGGCUGAAGCGAUCUGCCUCAAUCCACUCUAUGUCAUGCUGCCCUGUACACUUUCUGCAUCGUUGGCGUUCAUGCUCCCAGUGGCCACUCCUCCUAACGCCAUUGUCUUCUCAUAUGGACAACUCAAGGUUAUAGAUAUGGCCAAAGCUGGGUUUGUACUCAACAUUCUAGGAGUUCUGACGAUAACGCUAGCCAUCAACACCUGGGCUUCAUCUUUGUUCCAACUGCAAACUUUCCCAUCUUGGGCAAAUAGGACAGGUACAUGCCCGUAA